GUCACAGUGUGUGUCAUCUUGUGUGUGAAUUGAUAAAUUGUCAAAAAAGUGCUGGAAGAUUUGAGAAAACGUGUGAUUUUUCCCGAACUGUCCUGCAAUAUGUUCAUAUUUAAGUAAAACUUGAAUAAUUUAUACAAGUCUCCAAAAUGGCUCGACACCGUGACUUCCGAAAUAGGACUUUUUCUGACGACUACGACGAUGACGAUGUUUAUGGACACUCCGUGGAAGAGGAAAGUUGUAUGUCGCCAAGCGACGCAGCGCAGUGGAUAUAUGAUCGUAGCCGUAACCAGCAGGUACAAUUCUUGCAGAACCACAAUAACAUCCAAGAAGAGACUGAAGAAGAUUUGGCAGAUACGAGUUUCUCAUCACAAGAGCGACGUGAAUCCAUAGACUUACGAAGCUUAAACCUCGAUGAAGACGACGAAGCCAAGCUCAUGUCUUGUUUAGAUGAACUUAGAAAUGUUAUCGGUGAAACUGUUUCUGACAACAUACUCAUUCAAACUGUAAUUAUGCACAAAUUUGAUUUCAGUAAGUCACUUGAUGACAUAUUAAAUAGAAAAAGCAAGGAACCUGACGUUCCUAAACCUGAACUUGUAAAACCAGUAGUCCUCAUUGAUCCUGUAAAAGCUCCAGUUAUAACUACUGUAGAAACAACUCCAAAAGUUGUAGCAACUAAUUUAGAACCAAAGACUGUGGGUGUUGUAAAAGGUUUCAAAGUUGGACAAGAUGGCAGCUCUAGCAGUAGACCUCAGACACCUAGAGACCAAUCACCUUGCACAGAGAGGUUAUCAAAGACUGAACAGAAAGAAGUUGAUGAGGUUAAAUCAACACCCAAAGUAAAAGAAAAUAAAGUAGAUGUCAACACACUAUACGCAAAUGAGAGAGGAUCGGACAAAGACCACUUGUACAUAGUUGUUAUUGGUCAUGUUGAUGCUGGCAAGUCUACACUGAUGGGCAGACUUUUAUGCGAACUCGGAGAAGUAAGUCAGAAAACUCUCCACAAAUAUGAACAAGAAAGCAAGAAAAUUGGUAAACAGAGCUUCAUGUAUGCAUGGGUGUUAGAUGAGACUGGAGAGGAAAGAGUGAGGGGCAUAACAAUGGACGUAGGAAGGGCUCAAUUUGAAACAAAGACAAAAAGAGUUAUAAUAUUAGAUGCCCCCGGUCAUGCAGACUUCAUUCCUAACAUGAUAACUGGUGCUGGCCAAGCAGAUGUUGCUUUACUGGUAGUGGAUGCCACUCGGGGUGAAUUUGAGUCAGGCUUUGACUUGGGAGGACAGACAAGGGAGCAUGCUCUGCUAGUGAGGUCUUUAGGUGUUAGUCAACUUGCUGUCGCUGUUAACAAAUUAGAUACAUCCAAUUGGUCCCAAGAAAGGUUCAAUGAAAUCACAAAAAAAUUGAAAGUUUUCUUAAAACAAGCUGGCUUUAAAGACUCUGAUGUGACAUAUGUGCCAUGUUCAGGAUUGACAGGGGAGAACUUAGUAAAGUCUCCAAUAGAAGCCGAGUUACUAAAGUGGUACAAUGGACCUUGCUUAUUAGAUGUUAUUGAUAAAUUCAAUGUUCCUGAGAGGCCUGUGUCAAAGCCUUUGCGCUUAUCUAUAAAUGAUGUGUAUAAAGGUACUGGCUCUGGGUUCUGUGUGGCAGGCCGCAUAGAGAAUGGUGUAAUCAAUAAAGGAGACAAAGUUCUAGUGUGUCCCACAAAGGAAAUGGCGGAAGUUCGAAAUAUAAGCAUUAAUGAAAUGCCUAGUAAUGUUGCUUUUGCUGGGGAUCAAGUCAGUGUGACAUUGACUGGAGUGGACAUGCAGAAUGUUUCCGUAGGAUAUGUUUUAAGUGAUCCCAUACAGCAAGUGCCUGUCACCACAAGGUUUGAAGCCAGAAUUGUAGUUUUUAAUGUCAAAGUACCUAUCACAAAAGGAUUUCCAGUACUCAUUCAUCAUCAAUCACUGGUUGAGUCAGCAAACAUAGUGAAGUUGAAGGCUUUAUUGAACAAAAGUACUGGCGAGUUAGUGAAGAAGAAGCCUCGCUGUUUGGGUAACAACUGUGUGGCUGUUGUUGAGAUAGAGGUGUGUCGGCCGAUCUGUGUGGAAAGGUACAAGGAUGUGAAGGAGUUGGGACGCGUGAUGCUUCGCGUCGCUGGUACAACGAUAGCUGCCGGUCUCGUCACAGAUAUAGUCAACACAUGAUUGAUCUGAUAAGCCUUAUCAUUGUUUAAACUUUAAAUGUUAUGGCAUCUAAAGUACAUGAUUAUAGUCUUAAAAUAAUUAGAUUAUGAUUAUAGAGAAUAUUGUUGCUUCUAUUAUAAUUUUUAUGAAAUAUUUUCGUCAGUCUUCCAUUUGUAAUGGACUUUUUUUACGUUAUCAGAUGCUAUCUUCAAUGGAAUUUGGUACUAUGUGACAUAAUAUUUAGCAGCCUUUUGGGUGAUAAUUCAAUUAGGCAAUUUUGUCAUGCUGUUCAAAACCUAAUGUGACAGUUGCCAUAACAUGAAUCACGCUGCUGUGUACAAUGCUGUAUCAAGUGAUUGUAUUUAAUUAUUAAAUAUUAUUUAUAAUGCAAAUAAAUUUGUUGUAAUA
Spodoptera exigua (beet armyworm) is the source of this 2567-nucleotide messenger RNA. Lineage: Eukaryota; Metazoa; Arthropoda; Insecta; Lepidoptera; Noctuidae. The record is from the annotation of a GenBank genome assembly.